GUUUAAAGAGAAAGAUGUUGCUAGAUAAGAUGAGCUAUUCAUACUUCACUGUGUUUACCAUAUGCAUGAUGUUACCAAAUCAUUACUUAGAAUUAAAGCCAAGCUGGCAUUUGACAUUAACUCAUCACUUGUCAGAGAGCAUGGGAGCAAUUAUAUUUCUCCUGAUUCUGGAGCUUCUCAAGGACUAUGGUCAUGGAGCGCCACAGGAAGAUAUCGACGAGUGUAGUAACAACUCACUCAUCUGUGGGGACAAUUCAGAUUGUUUCAAAACUGAGGGUAGCUACUUCUGUUUGUGUCAUCCUGGGUUUGAUGACUUUACUGGUGCUGCGCGACAAUGCUUGGACAUAGAGGAGUGUGUUACGUUCCCAAAUAUUUGUGGGAAAUGGGGAACCUGUCUUAAUCAGGUGGGUAGCUACCUGUGCACGUGUCCCAAUGGAUUUAGGAACUCUGGCGACAGACAAACUCCGUGUGUAGACAUUGAAGAGUGCAAUAGAGACGGAGUAUGUGGAAAUGGGGGAAUCUGCCAAAACCUGAUUGGCAGUUACUGGUGCCAGUGUCCUGCUGGAUUUACUAACUUUGGUAAAAACCAAACUAAGUGUGUAGAGCUUAUUUGUGACCAGUAUGAAACACAGGCUGGACAGACUCUACCAGGCUUUGAUCGUUUCUUUUCUCUGUUGAGAAACAACUGUUUGGUGUUGAGCAACUCUACGUUUUCUGGACCUACAAGAUCGCUGCCAUCUGGAGAUAUGCUUUUGACAUUACUGGUUAAUACCACUGAUGUUGUUCAACUGGGCCUCCAGUCCAAUGGUCACCAUAGUAGCAGUGAAGUGACUAAGUUACUGAAAACGAUUGAAAUCUCUAUCAGACUGAUCGCUCCACUGCUGACAGAGAACGUGACCAGGAUAGAGACCAACCACACAGAGGUUGAGAUUAUGGUGAGGAGAGACAAGACUCCACCUGAAGGACCAGUCAGCCUGACCAAUGAGAACACUCAACUUGACACCACCUGGGAGACGGUGGUUGGAGAUGACCAGAAUUACCCAGGGUAUGCAUUUGUCAUUCUGCUCAGCCAUAAGAAUCUGGAUAGUCUGAAGGACAGUACUUCUCAUCAGAGCCAGCAGCUCAUGUCCAGUGCUGUGACAGUUUCCGUUAGCAACUCCAAUACAACAAACCUGCACCAACAGGUUAAUCUCACCUUCCAUCACCUGCAGUCCAGUGACGUUGACCCCACCUGUGUUUAUUGGUCGGAUGAGAAUGGACCGGGGGUGUGGUCUGGGAGGGGUUGCACCUUAGUGAUGUCAAACUCCAACCAGACUGUGUGCUCCUGCAACCAUCUCAGCACAUUCGCUGUGCUGAAGGAAUUGCAACAGGUAAAGGGAAGCGGGCAGCUGUCGUUGGUGAUGUGGGUGGGUGUUUUCGUGGCACUGACCUGUGUGUUCCUGUCCCUGAUCACCACCCUGUGGUGUCGCUUUGUCAGCCGCAAACGCCGUGGAGGACACCGGCUGCAACAUGAUGUACAACUCCAUAGAAAAUAAGAGAUGGAUUUGAACUAUUUGUGUUCUAAGAAAAGCUUUACUUGGAAUUAAUUUGUAACAUUGUCUCUUGGCUUGCAAGGACAUCCAAAUGCCAGCAUUUUUUUAAAAAGUAGAAUGAAAAUGUAUCAAACAAACAAAAAUAUAAGAACACAACUUUAUGUUAAUAGAUAUACAAUAUCUCAUGUGUAGAACUCUUAUCAGUUCUGGAGUGUAACAGAUGAGCUCUCAUCUCUAUGGCAACAUACAUAAGUCAUAUCAGUCUCAUAAACAUGGUUUGUAAUUUGUAGAGAUGAGAAUACAAUGCUGCAUUUGUCCAGUAUUAUGCCACUUGGUUGUUGUUGUAACUGAGUUAUUUUAAGUGAAAGUAAUAUUUUUCCUGUUAAUCGACCUACCCUUUGAGCUAACCUAAAUCUAGAUAAUGUAGCCUUUCAAUGUAUUAGGAUGCUUCGACUGUGGAAGGAGAUUUCUUCAGGAAAAUUAUUGAUUUCAUGGAUAAAUAGUCCCACCACCACUUCAAGAAAACCCCCAGAAACCCUCUUCAUUUGUGUAAUCACAAAGACACACUAAAUGUUAAGCAUUGAAACCCCUUUCCCGUCAAUGCUGAUAGAGCAAGUGAGAAUGUGAAAGUUAAGGGAAAUGCUGCUGCAGUAACUUGUCAAAUUUGCAUAAAGGUCAGACAUCUUCAAACGAAAUCAAGAGCAAGACAUUUUGUAAAGAAAAAGAUAAGUAGCCUUGCUUCAGAGUGAAAUAUGGAUUCUAAGUCUGCUUUUGGUAAGGCAGCUGGUUUAUGUGGCCCUGUUGAUAAGAGUCUAUACUGUGCAUGUUGGUGUUUUAGAUCAAUGUGUCUUAUGUCUGAUCUUGGAGAUAGACCCUCUACACUAGAGUCUAAUUCAGGGAUGGAACUCCUGGACGUGGUCUACGCAAAACUAGACAAAUUAACCUGAUGUGAAUUGCGAUGCAAAUGGUCUUCUCAUGCCACACAGUCAGUUCCUCUUUGUUUUCUACUUAAAAUAAUACUCUGUUGCUAGUUCUGGGGAAAUAUUUUACAUCCCUGCGCUAACCACAUGCGUGAGGUCUCCAAAUGAUUCUUUAGAACUAAAACCAAGCUGACAUGUACCAUUAACUCACCAGUUGUCAGACAUCAUGGGAGCCAUUCUAUUUCUACUGAUUGUGGGUCGGUCAAUUUUCUACUUUUUAUUUGACCAACACAUCAUCAUUGAAAUGUCCUUGUUUUUGAAAGAAAAGCACAUUUUUCAGCCAUUAAAAUAACAUCAAAUUGAUCAGUAA
Molecule: messenger RNA, 2822 nt
Organism: Oncorhynchus kisutch (coho salmon)
Lineage: Eukaryota; Metazoa; Chordata; Actinopteri; Salmoniformes; Salmonidae
Product: adhesion G protein-coupled receptor E2
Exons: 12
Coding region: 15-1535 (506 amino acids)
Biological process (GO): adenylate cyclase-activating G protein-coupled receptor signaling pathway
Cellular component (GO): plasma membrane
Molecular function (GO): G protein-coupled receptor activity; calcium ion binding
Source: RefSeq, a predicted model, not a curated record